Messenger RNA from Oryctolagus cuniculus (rabbit), 414 nucleotides. The record is from RefSeq and is a predicted model, not a curated record. Lineage: Eukaryota; Metazoa; Chordata; Mammalia; Lagomorpha; Leporidae.
CUUUAUUUAAGAAUAUUUUCCCAGCAGCUUCGGAAAGGGGUCAACGAGGCCACCCUCAACAGAGGCAUCUCAGAGUUCAUUGUGAUGGCUGCAGACGCCAAGACCCUGGAGAUCAUUUUGCAUCUCCCGCUGCUGUGUGAGGACAAGAACGUGCCCUACGUGUUUGUGCGCUCCAAGCAGGCCCUGGGCCGGGCCUGUGGGGUCUCGAGGCCUGUCAUCGCCUGUUCCGUCGCCAUCAAAGAAGGGUCACAACUGAAGCAGCAGAUCCAGUCCAUUCAGCAAUCCAUCAAGAGGCUCUUGGUGCCACCGCGCCCUCCACGCCCUCAAGCUGACCCCUCCCUGAGCCGGAGGCCCUGUAUCAUAGUGUCUGUUAGUGUAGCCUUUUCAGCUGCUUUCUAUUAUAAAAUACCGUAG